Molecule: messenger RNA, 1620 nt
Organism: Aspergillus mulundensis
Lineage: Eukaryota; Fungi; Ascomycota; Eurotiomycetes; Eurotiales; Aspergillaceae
Product: chaperonin-containing T-complex subunit CCT6
Exons: 7
Coding region: 1-1620 (539 amino acids)
Biological process (GO): protein folding
Cellular component (GO): chaperonin-containing T-complex
Molecular function (GO): ATP binding; ATP-dependent protein folding chaperone; ATP hydrolysis activity
Source: RefSeq, a predicted model, not a curated record
AUGUCGGCAACUCAGCUGCUCAACCCCAAAGCGGAGUCGAGGCGGAGAGGGGAGGCCUUGAAGGUGAACAUCAGCGCUGGUGAGGGCCUUCAGGAUGUCUUAAAGUCCAACCUUGGUCCGUCGGGGACUCUGAAGAUGCUCGUGGACGGUGCCGGUGGUAUCAAGCUGACGAAGGAUGGAAACGUUUUGUUGCGCGAGAUGCAAAUCCAAAACCCCACCGCCGUUAUGAUUGCUCGCGCUGCGACCGCUCAGGAUGAUAUCACAGGUGAUGGAACGACGUCGGUUGUAUUGCUUGUCGGAGAACUCCUCAGGCAGGCGGAUCGUCAUAUCUCAGAAGGACUGCACCCCCGAGUCAUUACGGAUGGUUACGAGAUCGCGAAGAACGAGGCUCUGAAGUUCCUCGACCAAUUCAAGAUUGAACGGACGAUCGAUCGCGAACUUCUUCUUUCCGUCGCCCGAACCUCCCUUAGUACGAAGUUGAACAGCGCUCUCGCCGAGAAGCUCACUCCCGAUAUUGUUGAUGCCGUACUUGCUAUCCACCGAGCUCCAGAGAAGCCCGACCUGCACAUGGUUGAGAUCAUGACAAUGCAGCACCGCAGCUCUUCCGACACACAGCUUAUCCGUGGUCUUGCUCUAGACCACGGUGCUCGACACCCCGAUAUGCCGAAGCGCGUCGAGAACGCCUUUAUCCUUACUCUUAAUGUCAGCCUCGAGUACGAAAAGUCAGAGAUCAACUCCGGAUUCUACUAUUCAUCCGCUGAACAGAGGGACAAGCUGGUGGAGAGCGAGCGCAAAUUCGUGGACGCGAAGCUACAGAAGAUUGUCGAACUCAAGAAGCAGGUCUGCGGUGAUGAUCCUAAGAAGGGCUUUGUUCUCAUUAACCAGAAAGGAAUCGACCCUCUGAGUCUGGACGUCUUGGUGAAGAACGGAAUUAUGGCUCUUCGGAGAGCUAAGCGGAGGAACAUGGAGCGUCUCCAGCUUAUUUGCGGAGGUAUCGCUCAGAACAGUGUCGAGGACCUUACCCCUGAUGUUCUUGGGUGGGCCGGUCUUGUCUAUGAGCACCAGCUCGGUGAGGAGAAGUACACAUUCGUCGAGGAGGUCAAGGACCCCAAGUCCGUUACUAUUCUCAUCAAGGGUCCCAACGGACACACCAUCGCACAGGUCAAGGAUGCAGUCCGAGAUGGUCUCCGAUCAGUGUACAACACCAUCGUUGAUGGAUGCGUUAUUCCUGGUGCAGGAGCGUUCCAGGUCGCCUGCCAUGCUCACCUUACAUCGGACAGCUUUCGCAAAACCGUCAAGGGCAAGGCCAGAUGGGGUGUCGAGGCCUUUGCUGACGCUCUUCUUAUUAUUCCCAAGACCCUUGCCGAUAACUCUGGACACGACAUCCAGGAUUCCCUGGCUUUGCUGCAGGAGGAGCGGGCAGAAGGCAAUGUUGUUGGCCUGGACCUGACUACGGGAGAGCCCAUGGACCCUGUGCAGGAGGGUGUGUUUGACUCUUUCCGCGUUCUGCGGAACUGUGUCGCUUCCAGUACAGGUAUCGCCUCGAACCUGCUGCUCUGCGACGAGCUCCUGAAGGCUAGGCAGAUGGGUAAACAGGGUGGACCCGGAGGCAUGGAGUAA